CCUCCCUCGUCCAGUGGAUGACGCACCUUUUCAACGUAGCCGUCGUCAUCGUCGUCGUCGUCGCGCGCGCGUCGUGCUCGCGUAGAACCACAUUCGGCGCACUUGUCACUCACAUCGCGAUACUAACUUUGCGGGAGUCUUCUAUACAUCGUCGUGUCGUGGUCGUCGGCGUCGUCUUGUACCGGCGUUGCUUGCCAACCGCAUCCACUAGUGCGCCCGUAUCUCCGCUCGCCGCUUAAGCGUCACCCUUGCGGAUGAACAAUCCUGUUCGCCAGCGGCGACAAAGAAAGUCGGCGUAGCCAAGCACCACGAUGUCGCGCUCUAUGCUGAAGGACUCGCCGAACGCGGCGUUAGACAAAACCCUGCUGAAGAAAUACCUCGACCUUCCCCAACCCGACAAUCUGAUUCAGGCGAAAUACAUCUGGAUCGACGGUACCGGCGAAGGACUACGUUGCAAGACCAGGACCUUAGACUUCGUGCCGAAACAUCCUUCCGACCUGCCGACAUGGACGUACGACGGCAGCUCGACAUACCAGGCCGACGGCGCCAACAGUGACAUAUUCCUGUAUCCGGUGGCGAUCUACAAAGACCCGUUCCGUUGCGGUAAUAACAAGCUCGUGCUUUGCGACACUUACUACAGCGACAAGACCCCGACGAAGACGAACAAACGUUAUCGCGCUAAUCAGGCGAUGGAGGCGGUCAAAGAGCAAGAUCCUUGGUUCGGCAUCGAGCAGGAAUACACUUUGUUGGAUUUCGACGGUAGGCCGCUUGGCUGGCCCAAAAACGGCUUCCCCGGACCACAGGGUCCCUAUUAUUGUGGCGUCGGUGCUGACAAAGUUAUCGGCCGUGAGAUAGUCGAGGCCCACUACAGAGCCUGCCUUUACGCCGGCGUGAAGAUCUCCGGGACCAACGCUGAGGUGAUGCCCUCACAAUGGGAGUUCCAGGUUGGGCCGUGCUUGGGCAUCAACGCCGGCGACGAUCUGUGGAUCGCCCGAUUCAUCCUGCACCGCAUUGCUGAGGAGUACGGCGUGAUCGUCACCUUGGACCCGAAGCCGGUGGACGGCUCAUGGAACGGUGCCGGAGCCCACGCCAACUUUUCGACGAAGCCGAUGCGUGCCGAGAACGGCAUCGCCGAGAUCGAGAAGGCAAUCGACAAAUUGAGCAAGCAACACCUCAGGCACAUCCAGGCGUACGACCCGCGUGGAGGAAAGGACAACGAGCGCAGGCUGACCGGCAAAUGCGAGACCAGCAACAUCCACGAUUUCAGCGCCGGCGUAGCCAACCGCAACGUCAGCAUCCGCAUACCGCGCGGCGUCGCCGAGGACAAGAAGGGCUACCUAGAGGACAGAAGGCCCAGCAGCAACUGCGAUCCUUACUCCGUCUGCGACGCCUUGGUCCGCACCUGCGUGCUCAACGAAUAAUAAAGCCACAGUCGACAGCGGGCAUCUCGAAGAACACACACACACAUACACAUACGCAUACACAUAACAUACAAACAAAUCCCACGGAUUGACACGCACACCCGCACACACCUGGAGAGCGUACAAUUAACUGUAGGACUAACAUGUCGAAAUAUUCGGGACGAUGGUUAAUGACAAGCAGCGGUGGAUCUGCUUGAGGAAGAUGGCGAGGUUUUACGCUUCAGAUCCGGACAGAGCCUAGUAUCUCUUUGAAUAGACACUUGGCUCCGAGAAACAAGAUUCACGAAGGCUGAUUCAACGUUGAUUGGAUUACAAUGAGAAAAAAACACCGGUUGAGCCGACAAAAAUAUUGUAUUCACUGAGCAAAAAUUACUCAUGUAUCGGCACAGCAAUGUGAUACAUUGACAGAGUUGCUGACUAAAUCGCAAUCACUGAAUCUAUGGAUAGAUCAUCGCAUCAAUUAUAUAAUUUGUUUGGUCUAAUCAAACUAAAAAAUGUAGUAAAAUCUCGCUGAUACCAUACUUUCUUUUCUCAGUGUACAUAAAGCGAAGCUCACUUCUCGAAUAUAAAUGCGAGUCUUGAGCGCGGCCGUUUGAUAACGAAUUUCAUUCAGUCCCUCUUCGUGAACAUUCGCGUAAUCGCGAAUCUGCAAGCAGACCCACUCGAUGGCGCGCCUAACGCUAAGUAUCAACUUUAAAUUUCAUUUUAGCCUGACACUAAGAUCAUAGGAAUCUUCUUGGAUCAAACAGCAGCCCCCCUUUUAGUGUCACGUUUAAUGCUAAGCACGAUAUCCAAUUCCGAAUUUCAUUCAUUUGACGUAAAUAUCGCGUUCGAUAUAAAUACCUAAAGGCGGAUGAUGGCAUUCGGUGGUAAAUAUGGACGGCAAAAUGCGAAGAAUGACUUGACAAUAGAAUUCCAGAAUUGCGUUAUUGAAAAGGUUCGAUAUAAUUGAAUUGUCGAAGAUUUGGUAUAAUCAGAAUAGUUGACAAAUUAUUAAUAAUCGGAAAAUUAUUAAUAAUCAGUAGUUGAAAAAUUGACGGUUUCUGUUACAACCAUUUCAGUUGCAACUGUUUUGAUUGUAUCUCAACUUCACAUGAUUGUAAUUUUAAAAGAUUUGAAAGAUUACGUAAUUUUAAAAGAUUACGGACGCCCGGAAGAGCACUCAUUCAACUAGUAAACACGCACGUUUUUAUCAGAAGGGUGACGAAUACGAUAGUGAUAUUACGAUGAUAGGAUGAAGACGUCGACACUUUUAUUCGCACAAACGAAGAACGACGCCUUGUCGAUGCCACUCAACGCUCGUUCUUCGUUUAGAUUUCGCCGAGCGACGCAGGAGUUUCGAUCAUCGACGCCGUUGGGCAUCUUGAGAAUACUCGAAUGCCUCGCGUGAGAGCGAUGAGCUUCUUCGAUUGUAGUCGCGGAUAUAGUGAAAUUGCAGGUCGACUAUUGAUAAACAUAGUACAAUGCGAAAGUAGCGUAAUUACCUAUUCUUAGUGAUGCGCAUGUGGGAUCAAUAAAGAUGAGAGAAAGAGAGAGAGGGAAAGAUCGGUUGGAACGCGUAAGACGGUCGAUUUACGACUUGUCUUCGACUCGUCUCCGCGCAAGCGACGAGAGAACGUCGUAUAAAGCAGUAUACUUAGCAAAUAUCUUAGCAAAUUAGCGCAAUUAAUACGAUUAAGAGACAGAGGGAAAUGAGAGAGAGAGAGAGAAAGUUUAUUAUUUCGUAUUUCGUAAGCUUAUCAAGGAUUUGCUUUAUGGAGUCAAAAAAAAAAAUAUAUAUAUAUAUAUGUGUGUAUAUAUAUAUAUAUAUAUAUAUAUAUAUAUAUAUAUAUAUAUAUAUAUACACACAUAUAUACAAUGUACAAUCGCGGUGUCUCCGAAGAAAGGUGUGCCGACCGUUGCCAAAGCGAGAAUUUUGUCGGAGGCGCAAUCACAACGUUAAAUUUUAAAAAUGUUUCACGUUAAAUUAUACAUAUAUACAUAACAUAUAUAUGCGUAAAAUAUUAUGACCAGUUAUUAAAUAAAGAAAUUUUAUCUUUCCAUUCUCUCAGAUUUAUUAAGAUUUUAACGGAGCCUCGCGAAUACUAUACAUAUACAUAUAUAUAAUAAACUUGUUAUUUUGAGAAGGACAUGUGUGAGAGAAACUUCCUAUUGUAUCCGGAGAAUACCUAUAAAUAUAACAACAGCAGAAGCUAUUGAA
This is a messenger RNA of Odontomachus brunneus, 3621 nucleotides long. RefSeq names its product glutamine synthetase 2 cytoplasmic (gene Gs2). The record is from RefSeq and is a predicted model, not a curated record. Lineage: Eukaryota; Metazoa; Arthropoda; Insecta; Hymenoptera; Formicidae. Gene Ontology annotation, molecular function: glutamine synthetase activity. The transcript has 4 exons. Gene Ontology annotation, cellular component: cytoplasm. Bases 312 to 1421 code for a protein of 369 amino acids.